Molecule: messenger RNA, 4558 nt
Organism: Leptopilina heterotoma
Lineage: Eukaryota; Metazoa; Arthropoda; Insecta; Hymenoptera; Figitidae
Exons: 16
Coding region: 625-4047 (1140 amino acids)
Biological process (GO): detection of chemical stimulus involved in sensory perception of smell; sensory perception of smell
Cellular component (GO): plasma membrane
Molecular function (GO): odorant binding; olfactory receptor activity
Source: RefSeq, a predicted model, not a curated record
UUCACUCGGAACAGAAUGAUAAACCGCAGUCAGGAAAUAAUUCUCCUGAAGUGAUUAAAAAGAAGCAAGAAAUGUAUACGGGAGAAAUUUCAUUAAUUAUUUUUAAAACAUUAGGCGUAUGGCCUUCGGUGAAUUCUAAAGGAUUUAUAACAAUCUACAAUCUUUAUUCCAUUUUUGUAGGAAUAUUAAUUCUCGCAUUCACUGCAACAAAUAUAUUUUAUGUUUUAACUGAGAAUUUCGAACAUGAUGAAUUUUUGGAAAACCUGUUCUACAUCUUUGCUGUUAUAACAUCAUCGGUGAAAAUGAUCUCCAUCUAUUUGAAGCGUGGAAAAAUUCGUGAGAUCUGGAAAUAUUUGAAGGAUAAACAAUUCGAACCUCGUGAUUCAGUGGAGUUUGCUAUUCAAACCAAAUUCGACAAAAUUGGAAGGUUUUUACUAUUUUCUAUUUAUCAAUAAUGUUUAGCAAACCGCGAAAAUCACUAUAAUUAGCGAAUUGCAAUUGUAUUUGAAAACUUUCCUUAAAUUUCAAUAAUCCCUGAUAGUUUUAAAAUAAUUUUCUAAUCAAAGAUAUGGAACAAUAUUCUAUGCAAGCACGAUACUUUUGACAACAAUUGCAAAAACGAUAAUGCCAUUAAUAAUGGGAUUGACAGGAGCGAGUUAUUAUAAUCCCUGGAUUCCUCACAAGUUCGAGAGUAGAAUUUUAUUUUGGCUGACGAUAACAUAUCAAAGUUUGGGUGGUAUCGUAACUGGACAGGCGUCUGCAUCUGGAGAUACAUUUAUUGUGGCAAUGAUGUUGCAAAUUUCAGCACAAUUGGAAAUUCUCACUCACAGAAUGCAAAUAUUUCCUCAACUAUGUGAAAGGAAAUGUCCAAGAAAUCCUGAAAUGCAGCAAAUAUUUCUUAACGAAUGGGUGCAACAUCACAAUUCUUUAUAUAGAUUGAAGGAUGAAUUGAAUGAUGUUUACAAUUACAUAUUUUUCAUUCAAUUUAUAUUGACAACCCUAUCAGUGUGUAUGCUUACAAUUGAAUUGACGACUGUCAGUAUACUAUCUACAACAUUUUGGCAAACAAUAAUGAUUCUAUUUUGCAUCAUAAUGCAAAUUUGCAUACUAUGUUGGAGUGGUGAUCUGGUAAUAGAAAAGAGCAGAUCACUUGGUUCGGCAAUUUUUAUAACAGACUGGAUUUCCCUAACAAAACGAACCAAAUCGAGUCUUGUUCAAAUAAUACAACGAUCAAGCAUUCCAAUUAAAUUCACAGCUGGAUCAUUAGUUCCCUUAUCGAUAGAUACCUUUGGUUCUGUUUUUAUUCUCUCAACUGUUAAAAUGAUAUCCGUCUAUCGAAAACGAAGAAAAAUUCGUGAAAUAUGGAAGUGUCUACAGGGCAAACAAUUCGAACCACGUGAUUCAGUGGAGUUUAGUAUUCAAAGUAAAUUCGACAAAAUUGGAAGAUAUGGAACCAUAUUCUAUGCAUGUAUUAUUGUCAUAAGUACUAUCGCAAAAAUGAUAAAACCAUUAGUAAUUGGAAUAAUUGGCACAACUUUAUACAAUCCUUGGAUUCCACAUACUUUUGAGAAUAAAAUUUUAUUUUGGCUAACAUUUACAUAUCAAACAAUGGGAGGUUUUAUAUGCGGACAAGGAACAACAUCGGGUGAUACUUAUAUUGUGACAAUGAUGUUGCAAAUAUGUGCACAAGUAGAAAUUCUAAUUUAUAGAAUGCAAAUGUUUCCCGAAAUUUCUGUAACAAAAUUUGCCGAAAAGAAGGAAAUGGAACAAAUAUUUCUUAAAGAGUGGGUGAAGCAUCAUGACUUUCUCUACAGAUUAAAGGAUGACUUGAACGAUAUUUAUAAUUACAUAUUUUUUUCCCAAUUCAUGUUGUCAACACUAUCAGUAUGUAUGCUAACAUUUGAAUUAACAACAGUGAAUGUUUUAUCUGCGAUAUUUUGGCAAACAAUAAGCAGAUCUAUUGGUAUGGCAAUUUUUACAUCCGACUGGAUUUGUCUAACGAAGCAGACAAAAUCGAGUCUUGUACAAAUAAUUCAUCGAUCAAUCACUCCAAUUAAAUUUACCGCUGGAUCAUUAGUUCCUAUAUCGAUAGAUACCUUUGGCUCUGUUUAUUCUGCGAUUGGCGUACUCAAUUUACAAUUGUCUUUCGAAACGGUAGAAAAUGUGGUUGCUAAUGGACUAUGGCCAUCGAUGAAUUCAAAAGGCUUGAUGGCAAUCUACAAUCUCUAUACUAUUUUAAUAGCAUUAAUUAUUAUCGCAUUCACAACGACAAACAUAUUUUAUGUUCUAACCGAAAAUUCCGAUGACGAUGAAUUUACGGAAAAUCUAUUUUAUAUCUUUGCCGCUAUGACAGCAUUAAUUAAAAUGUUAGCCGUUUAUUGGAAGCGUGAAAAAAUUCAUGCUCUAUGGAAAUAUUUACAAAGUAAAAAUUUCGAACCACGUGAUUUAGAGGAGUCUCGUAUUCAAGAUAGAUACGACAAAAUUGGAAGAUUCAAAAAUGAAUUGAACAAAAUUUUUGAUUUGGUAUUUGCCGUUCAAUUUACAUUCACAACAUUUGGCGUUUGUUUGCUGACAUUUCAAUUGACGACCUACAAUAUUGCAUCAACGAAAUUCUUAAUUGCAAUUUUGGCACUGUGCUGUACUCUAAUGCAAAUUUGCAUGUUCUGUAUAACUGGAAGUCUGGUAAUCGAGAAGAGCAGAGAAAUUGGCUUUGCAGUAUUCAGUAUCGACUGGUUGUCAUUAACAAAACGGACAAAAUCAAGUUUCAUUCAGAUAAUUACCCGCUCCAAUUCUCCAAUGAUAUUUAAUGCUGGAUCAACAGUUCCGCUAUCGUUAUACACCUUCACUACAAGACAAGAAGAAUAUGAAUCAACGGACAUAAUGUACAGAGCAGAAAUUUCUCUCGCUCUUUUCAAAAUUGCAGGAAUUUGGCCACCGUUAGCAACAACGAAAACCUUCACCACAGUGUACAAUGCAUUUAGCGUUAUUGUCAUUUCCAUUACGAUUCUAUUUACAGUAUCAAAUUUACUCUACAUAUUUAUCGAGCAUACGGAAAUGGAGGAAUUCACAGAUAAUUUAUUUUACUUUCUGGCAUUAUUUGUCGGUUGUCUAAAAAUGUUGGUUAUCUUUAGAAAUCAAAAUGAAAUUCUACAAAUAACAGAAAUUUUACUCAAUCAACAAUUUGUACCACGUGAUAAUGAGGAAGUUAUUAUACAAAAUGGAUUCGAUACAAUUGGAAGAACUGGAACUAUUAUUUUUGCUGGUUUAGUGGUGGCUUCAGUGACGGCAAAAACGACAAUUCCAUUAUUAAAAGGGGAUUUCAAAUCACUUCCGUAUGGUGGAUGGAUACCGUACAAUCUUGACAGUGGAUCAACAUUUUGGUUGACGUUUGUCUUUCAAAGUUUGGGAGCAAUGAUUGUUAGUAAUGUUAUAGUGGCAAGUGAUGGCUUUAUAGUUGCAAUGCUUCUGCAAUUAUGCUCACAAAUUGAAAUACUAAUACAUCGAAUGAACAUGUUUCCUAAAUUGUACAAAUCGGAAUUUAAAGAUUAUUCCGAACAUCAACACUUAUUUCUUGUCGAUUGGAUACAGCAUCAUAAUUCUCUUUAUUUUUUUCGAAAUAAAUUAAACGAUCUCUUUGGAAUUGUGUUCUUUUGUCAAUUAUUCGUGACAACAUUGGAGGUUUGUUCGGGUACUUAUUUGCUGGCAACAUUCAGUGUAACUUCGGUUAAAUUUUGGUCAAUGAUACUAUCAUUGUCAUUUAUAAUGACUGAAAUUUAUGUUUUUUGCUGGCACGGGAAUUUAGUUAUGGAAAAGAGUAAAGAAAUUGGGUAUGCAGUCUUCAGUACUGAUUGGACUUUACUGUCCAGUAAAUCAAGAAAAAGUUUGGUCUACAUUAUUAAACGAUCCAAUGUACCAAUUAAAUUUACUGCUGGACCAAUUGUUCCGCUUUCGAUUGAUACAUUUACCUCGAUUCUUCGAUUAGCUUACUCAAUCUAUAAUUAUUUGAUGCGUCAACAAGAAACAGAAUUACAAAAAACAGAAACCUGAUAUUUUUACUACAAGAAUUUUUUAAUGUCCCUAUAUUCGGAAAUGUGUUGUGGAAUUAAUGCUUGGCUCCUGGUAUAGCAACAGUUUUCAUUUUUUUGGAAGGGAAAAUAUAUUUUUGAAGUUUCUGAAUAUGGAAAUACAGUAACAGGCUCAAAUAAAACAUGCAAGUCGGAAUUACCUUUUUCUUGUGGUAGACAUCAGGAAUAAAUUUUCGUUCAAGUUGCAUGUUCAGUUUCAACUUGUUUUGCAUUUUCAAAUUCAAAUAACCCAGUAGAGCAUAAAAUGAUAAUUAAAAACCUAAUGUCGAUAAAUAAAAAUACAAAAAAUUAUCAAGAUGUAUUGUAAUAAGCAGAGACCCUAAAAAUUGGAUACUUGAAGCAUUUGUAAAUUACUAGAAAGUUUGUAAUUUAAUAAACAAUUUUUAAAGAAACAGAUAACAUCAAAUUAUUAAUACACAUUGUCCUCUUACUCACUCUAUUAAUUCAGUUUGGUAAUUUUGGUUUUUAUUAAU